This is a messenger RNA of Chaetomium strumarium, 912 nucleotides long. Its product is annotated as COQ9-domain-containing protein. Gene Ontology annotation, cellular component: mitochondrial inner membrane. Gene Ontology annotation, biological process: ubiquinone biosynthetic process. Bases 1 to 912 code for a protein of 303 amino acids. Lineage: Eukaryota; Fungi; Ascomycota; Sordariomycetes; Sordariales; Chaetomiaceae. Gene Ontology annotation, molecular function: lipid binding. The record is from RefSeq and is a predicted model, not a curated record. The transcript has 2 exons.
AUGUCGUCUUCUGCUUUGGCUUGUUUUGCCGGCGCCACCACAGCCCGGCGGAUACUACUCCGUCCACGCUGGCCGACCAUCCUUCCCGGGACACCAAGUGUAGCAGCUCCAUGUCGGAGCUCCUCGGCCUGCGCAACAAGAUCUAUAAUCAUUACCUCCCAGCAAUGCGAUCUCCUGCCUCGGCCACGCCAACGCCAAUGUGAACAGCAGGCAAUCUUCUUCACGCCCAACCGCAGCUAUCACUCCCACGACCACCCCCCUCCUCCAGGCCCAUUUACCCACGCGGAACAAAACCUCCUUUCUGCUGCCUACGUUCACGUCCCAUCCCACGGCUUCAGCCAGGAAGCGCUGGCGCUCGGGGCGCGCGACACAGGACUUCUGGACAUCAGUCCAUCCAUCCUACCCGAUGGGGUGUUCAGUCUGAUCCGCUGGCACUUAUACACCCAACGGACGUUACUAGCGGCGAAAGCUAAAGAUGCGGUAGACCAAACAGCGGCGGUAACUGUAGGAGACAAGGUCGAAGCCCUUGCGUGGUUGAGGCUGAGGGGAAAUGAAGCUGUCGUUGGGCGGUGGCAGGAGGCGCUCGCGAUAAUGGCUCAACCCUCCUACGUGCCGGCUUCUCUGAAAGAAUUGGCUAGCUUGGCAGACGAGAUUCUGUACCUCGCCGGAGACGUAUCCGUGGAUCCGUCGUGGUAUACCAAGCGGGCGUCGCUGUCGGCUAUCUACGCUGCCGCCGAGCUCUUCCAGACGACGGACCAGUCGCCCAAGUUUCGCGAGACGCGCGCCUUCCUGAGACGGCGGCUCGACGAGGCGGCUCAGGCCGGGGGGGCGUUGCGCUCCGUUGGAGAGUGGGUCGGGUUCAAUGCCAGUGCCGCAGUGAACGUGUUGCGGAGUAAGGGGGUAAGGAUCUAA